Messenger RNA from Hypanus sabinus (Atlantic stingray), 1183 nucleotides. RefSeq names its product GINS complex subunit 4 (Sld5 homolog) (gene gins4). NCBI's taxonomy places the organism in Eukaryota, Metazoa, Chordata, Chondrichthyes, Myliobatiformes, Dasyatidae. Gene Ontology annotation, cellular component: GINS complex. The coding region runs from base 28 to 708 and encodes 226 amino acids. Gene Ontology annotation, biological process: DNA-templated DNA replication; double-strand break repair via break-induced replication. The record is from RefSeq and is a predicted model, not a curated record. The transcript has 8 exons.
UUUUCAGCGCUCCAGGCGUCCGUAGUCAUGGCGGAAGAGUGGGAAUCGUUUGUUGAGGAGGAAGGUAAUGAUGAUGAUGAUGAGGAGGAGGAGAUCUUGACUCCGGCAGAGCUCAUCCACAAGCUGGAAGAGGCUUGGCUGAAUGAGAAGUUUUCUCCUGACCUUCUGGAAUGUAAAUCUGAAAUUGUGGAAUGUGUCAUGGAACAACUGAAUCAUAUGGAAAAGAAUUUGCAGCGAGCCAAGAAGGGAGACCUGAAAAUCACCAUUCACAGGAUGGAAAUGGAGAGGAUUCGUUACGUCCUCAGCAGCUAUUUGAGGUCUCGGUUACAAAAGAUUGAGAAGUUUUUUCCUCACAUUUUAGAGAAGGAGAAGUCCCGUCUUGAGACAGAACCUUCUUAUUUAUCUGCACAAGAAGCUGCUUUUGCAAAAGAAUAUGCGGCAAAUUGUGAAGCACACCUGAAGAAUCUUGCCUUGAAGCGCAUGCCUCCUAAUCUGCAAGCUCUGGACAUGUUGAAAGCUGUUCCCAAGCCCAACAUGGAUUCCUUUGUUUUUCUGAGAGUGAAGGAGAAGCAGGAGAACGUGCUGGUGGAGCCUGAGACAGAGGAUCAGAGAGAAUAUACUAUUGACUUGGAGGAAGAAUCACAACAUCUGAUGCGAUACAGGACAAUUGCUCCUCUUGUGGCUAGUGGUGCCGUGCAGCUGAUAUAAAUGGGAAUAUGAAGAGUGAGGGUGCUGAAGGCAGAUAUUCGUGCAAUAUUUAAGAUGACACCAUGAAAUGCCACGGCCAAGAAGUGUAAGUUCCCAGUGCUGGGAAACGGAAUUAGUAUGGACAGGCGCAGUGGACACGGUGGGCCAAAGAUCCUGUUUCCUGUCUGCGUGACCACGGUCGUGCCUGCCCUUUUGGGCGUUUCCAGCUUUUACUGUCACAAGCUGAUGUUGCAAGAUUUGAGGGAAGGUGCAGCACAGAACGAGGCACAGACAGCCCACCGAGCUCUGAAACAUUUGUAGCAGAAAGACUGCCUGAAGAAGUGAACAAGAAAAUUCAAGUUGCAGUGUAAUAUUUCUAAUUGUUGACAUAAGUGAGUGUUGCUGUCAGUUUUUAUUGUCCAUCCCCAACUUCUGUGAACUAUAUUAAAUAUUUAAAAUUUCAUUGCAACAUAUGUAAAUAAAUGGUUCACCAAUA